This is a messenger RNA of Oryza sativa Japonica Group (Japanese rice), 381 nucleotides long. Its product is annotated as protein BOLA1, chloroplastic-like. NCBI's taxonomy places the organism in Eukaryota, Viridiplantae, Streptophyta, Magnoliopsida, Poales, Poaceae. Gene Ontology annotation, biological process: iron-sulfur cluster assembly. The record is from RefSeq and is a predicted model, not a curated record. Gene Ontology annotation, cellular component: chloroplast.
AUGGCCUUUGGUGUUGUAAACUUUGCUGCCAGGUAUAGUUGCUGUGAGGCAGACUAUAUCGAUGAUGGCUCACGAGCCACUGGCGCUGUGCUUUCAAGAGCUGCUCGGAUGAGGCAAAAGCUGCAGUCUUCUUUGGAGGCCAGUGCGAUCGACAUUGAAGAUGUUCCUUACAAGCAUGCUGGGCAUACAGCUGUCAAGGACAAUGCGAAUGAGACGCAUUUUAACAUCAGGGUAAUUUCGCCCAAGUUUGAGGGCCAGAGCCUUGUGAAGCGUCACAGGAUGGUAUAUUUUUAGAUAAAUGACCUCUUGACUGAUGAGUUGAACUCAGGACUUCAUGCUAUCUCAAUUGUUUGCAAAACUCCCAAAGAGUCAGGAUCCUGA